This is a messenger RNA of Schistosoma spindalis, 996 nucleotides long. The record is from the annotation of a GenBank genome assembly. Lineage: Eukaryota; Metazoa; Platyhelminthes; Trematoda; Strigeidida; Schistosomatidae.
AUACACUGUGUUUAGUCCGGAAUAUGAAGGUGUGCGUUGCAUACUGUAGAGAAAAACAGCUUAGAUUCCUCUCCUGAAUUCCAUGGUACUGGAUAUUAUAAUAUGGAAAACAGGAUAGACUCAGUUACUCCUUUACUUCAUCGGUUCCCAUAUUCUAUUGUAUGGACUCCUAUUCCCUUGUUAACAUGGUUUUUUCCUGUUAUUGGACAUAUGGGGAUCGCUAAUUCAUAUGGUGUUAUAUAUGAUUUUGCAGCCCCUUAUACUAUUGGGGAGGACCAAAUGGCUUUUGGAUGGCCAACAAUGUAUUAUCAACCCCAUGCUAGACUGAUAGGGAGUAGAGAAAUCUGGGACAAUGCCAUCUCUGAAGCGAAUGAAGUUUAUAAAGGACGAGUGCAUAACCUUUUUUGUGAUAAUUGCCAUAGUCAUGUGGCAUAUGCUUUCAACAAAAUGCGAUUUAAAGAUAAGGAGAAUUGGAAUAUGUUCAGUGUUACUGCAUUAUUAUUCUUUCAUGGAAAGUAUGUUAGUAAACGUCAUUGUUUUUCAUCAUGGUUUCCAUUCAUUCUUGUUGUAUGUGUAAUUUUGGCAAUGAUAUCAAUUAUUUUACACAUCAGUUGAAUCACUUAUACCUAUCAUAUACAAACCACUCAGAAUAUACUUAACUGAUCUAAUCCAACUUCUGUUUUUAGUUUAAUCAUUUUUAUUGUAAAAUAUAUUAUAUGUUUUCUAAUGUAAUGGAUCAUCGCAUUAACCUUUUUAGAUGAUUUUAUAAGUCCUUCCCACAUAAUCAAUAUCAUGGUUACGGAUAUGCUUACUCGUUGAAAUUAUUUCUUUCCAGCACUUUUUGAUGAGAUAGUUAUUGUUUUAUUCAUGCCAAAUAUUUUAACAAAAAAGCUAUUUUUCUUUGACAUAUAUAUAUCUAUGUGACUGAAAUUCUCUUUAAACGGAUUUGUUUUACGAUAUUGGCAUGAAAAUAAUAAUGAUAAUCAUUGUGUUUUC